AGGAUUUGGAUUUUUGGGCCAAAGUUGUUGCUCAUUUUUCCAAUAGUUUCCUCUUCUCUAUUGUCAAUAUAGGAUUAUGAUCUCCAUGUGAGAUACCCAUUUAUUCCUGUCAUACCACCCUAUCCCUAGGGCGAAGAAUUAGGGUUUCUUUUCACAUGGCUGAUUCUUUUCUAAUUCCAUCAAAUCUGUCUAACUCUAUAAAAUGAAAUCUAAGCUGAAUCCUCUUGUUCUCUUCAUAGGUCUGUUCUCAUGCCAAUUUUUCUUCACCCAUAUCCUUCCUUUCCAUGCUUUACUAAUUGAUCCUCUUGGUAUUCUUCCUUACUCUCCCCCACUGAACUUUGUGAGCCAUGGAGAAAUCAGGGUGGUGGAGAAAAGUGGGCUUGCUUAGAUCUUUCCAAGGAGCAGACGAAGAAGAUGAAAGAAAGCCUGUGAAACCUCCUCCCAAAGGAAACAAGAUAGUUGUUUUGUACUACACCAGCUCAAGAGUCAUCAAGCAAACCUAUGCAGAGUGCUCUGCUGUUCUGAGCAUUCUCAGAGGACACAGCAUCUUCUUCCAAGAAAGAGAUGUCUUCAUAAGCCGCAAACACUUGGAGGAAAUAACAGACAUAUUUGGGGGCCCAAUCAGUGUUCCUCGCCUGUUUGUUGCAGGAAAAUAUGUGGGGGGAUUUCAGAGGAUAAUAGAGCUGAAUGAAGGUGGAGAACUGAAGAAAUUGCUGAAUGGGUAUAUAAAAAAGAGACCCAAGAGGGUGUGUAAAGGGUGUGGAAAUAUGAGAUACAUUGUCUGCUUUAUCUGCAAUGGAAGCAAGAAGUUUUAUGAAGAAGAGAGGAAGGAGAUGGUCAGCUGCAACACCUGCAUUGAGAAUGGAUUGUUGCCAUGCCCUGUUUGCAUGUUAGGAGCAGUUGAAUGAAUGAACAUAAUGAUGAUGGUAUGAUUGGUUAUUGAUCAAUUUUGUAGUAAAAUUUUGUUUGUGUUAAACUUUUUUUCUUGUUUGUUUGGGAAAAUUAUGGUGCACAAAGAAGCAUCAACCAGCACAUUUGUAAAAAAUCAGGGAUCCCUCUGGGUUAAGAGUAGCUUCAACCAGUGCACCAGUAAGAAAUUAUUUUGCCUAGGAGCUGAUUUAUAAGUGGUUCUUUCAGUUUGUGUUUAUUGACAGCAAUAAUGCCCAUUGGGGCAGUCUUUAUUGACUUUACAGUCUCUUAUUAAUAAUAUUGUUGUAUGUAUUUGUUA
Molecule: messenger RNA, 1228 nt
Organism: Cryptomeria japonica (Japanese cedar)
Lineage: Eukaryota; Viridiplantae; Streptophyta; Pinopsida; Cupressales; Cupressaceae
Exons: 1
Coding region: 348-908 (186 amino acids)
Source: RefSeq, a predicted model, not a curated record